Cinara cedri is the source of this 10096-nucleotide messenger RNA. NCBI's taxonomy places the organism in Eukaryota, Metazoa, Arthropoda, Insecta, Hemiptera, Aphididae. The record is from the annotation of a GenBank genome assembly.
GUAACGUCUGUGUUCAAUUACUAAGUACGGUAUAGCUACUUUUAUUUAGGUAUAUAUAGUUGAUGACAGCAACCGUGAGACAAACUCAAAAAUAAUAUUAAAAUUUCAAGAUAAACACCAGUGAUGGUAAUUUAGUAGUUAUACAAUGAUAAUUUAUUAUGAUUUAAACUAGAUUUAAUUAAAAAAUACCGUAUUAUUGUUUUUUUUUUGAAAAAAAAACUUUUAAUAUUCAUGUAUUGAGCUGUAUGUAUACAGCCAAUAGUAGUAUUUUUCAUCGGCACAUUUUCGGCAAUAAAAGUAGCGGCCAACCGAGAAAAUCCCAGUAUCCCGGUGAGCCUAUCCGCGCCUGCAGUAGAUAAAUAGUUAGACUUAACAUAAAUGCUUGAAAAUUGAUAGGUGGUUCAUUAUGAGUCUUACAUUGUGGUAUGAAAAAAAAAAAAAUUAGUUUAAUGUAGUAUUUAUUUUUUUAUUUUUUAGUUUUAAAAUCAAAUUUGUACGAAAAUUGUAAAUAUUAUGGCAUUUCAAAAUAUAUGUAACCAAACUUUGCUCCGAAUCAUUUUUCGUUAUCAAUGGUUUAUUGUUCGUUACAGGUAUAAAUUAAAUAAGUUUAUGUAGCCCACCUACAAUAGAGGCUGCACCCGUCCCCAAUAUUAGCUUUUUUUAUAUUUAUGUAUUUAUGUACCUAUAAUUCAAAAAAUGUAAACUAUCAACAUAUGUUUAAACAUCUGGAUAUAUCUAACAUAAAUGUAUAUUCCCUAUUACCUAAAUAUACGAGUAUUAGUGUCGCAUGUAUUAAAAAAUUGAUCUGUUUAAACAGUACCUAUAAUAUAAUUUUGGUGUAAAGUGAAUGAAUUUAAUAAUUUAUAUAGUUAAAAGUAGAUAUUUACUAAAAUAUUUUAUUAUGAAAUAAAUUUGAUUGUAUUUCUUUAAAUUAAAUUUUUAAUAUUUGUGUUGUGAAAAAUAUCUGAAUAAAACACUAUAAUGCAUUCAUACAACAUUAUUAUUCGUAAAAAUCGUAAAAUGUUAUUGUAUAGUGCACUUAUAUUUUUGUUGACCAUAAUAAUUGCAUUAUAUUUGUUUGAUAUUCGAAAAAAAGUAUGACAUACCUAUCAUUAUAAUAUUUUGGGCUAGGACAGGGGUGUCUAACCUUUUGUGAAGAGUGGGCCACAUCAUGUAAGUAAAAGUUGUUGUGGGCCACAUACUUUUUAAUAAUAAUAAAUCUUAUUUAUAAUUUUUAGUAUAGUGAAUAAUGAAUAGAAAUACGUAGACGAAUUAUUACAUACUAUUUAUAAUUACAAGAAAAAAUAUACAUUAAUUUAUGAUUACAAGAAAAAAAUUUUAAAAUAAUUUAAUUGUUAUUUUAGUUACAUUAGUUUCUUUAUCGAAUUCCAAUAAAGAUAACAUUUUCAUAUAAUAGUUUAUACUACUAAAUAAUAUUAAAAGUUUUAAUUUUUAUACAUUUUGUUAUUUUAUAUUAUUAAAAUACAUUUUUUUUCAUAAUAUUAUAUAUAAUUAAUUGAUGAUUUGAAAAUUGAAAUUGAAGUUAAGGCCAUAUUAAAAUCUACGGUGGACUGCAUGCAGCUCUGUGGGCCGUGGGUUGGACACCCCUGGGCUAGAAUUUUAAAUUAUUGAACUAAUUUCUAAAGAUAAUUUAAAUGUAUGAUAUGCGAGAUUAGUAUUUUAAUAUUUUUACAAUUUAGAUUCUGAGUAAAGCUUAUUCAUUAAUUUUUUGUUUGUAUCUGUGUGCAACUUUGCUAUCAGAAAUCUUGCUCCGAUUUAUAAUUAUUUUAGAUGACUUUUUUUGAAAGGAAAUCUAACUGGGGAGGUACUUAAGGAGGCCAUUUUUUAAUUUUCUUAGGAGUUUUCUAAAUAUAUUGGAAAAUCCGGAAAAAACCGGGAGAAUGAGAAAAUAGGUACUAUAUUAACAAUUAUUUUUAAAGAAAAUGUUUAAUGCAUAUUUUAUCAUUUUACCAAAAUAUUAUGAGAUACCUGUAUAUUGUUGACAAAGCAAUUCUAUCAUCAGCAAUGGUUUUUUGUUGCUAACUGGUAUACAUUAAAUAUUCCCGUCUGUAUCUUACUUUCCCAAUUUUCCACCUACAACAGUAGUUUCACCUACGUGCUAAGUAUAUCCGUCUUUUUAUAAUUGAUUGUGAUAUUUUCAAAGUUAAAAAUACUUUGCACCUAUUUGAUUUUGACAUAUCCUCAAUAAUUAUUGUUCUAAAAUAUAUUCUAAUUCCCUUUUUCUGUUCGAGUUUUAUGCCAUAAAAUUAUAUUAAUUGAAAAUUUUGUUAAUAUUUUCCCAGUAUCUCUUAGUAACUGACACCAAUAAUGGUAAGUAUUUAAAAAAUUAUUUUAAUAAUAAUUGUAAAAAAAAUUUAAUAUUUUCUAAUUUAAAUGCAGCUUUAUUUUUUGAAAGUAAAAGAUUGGUAUGGUUGGAACAAUUACCAAUUGGCGAUAGAAUUAAAAAUCAAUUAGAUUAUAUACCAAAAGGCUACAAUUAUGAGAAGACACCUGUUAAAACGAUUUUAAUUUAUACCGGAAUGGGUGCCUCUUGGGAAAGACCAUUACUUGGCCAAGGCCUUUUUUUCGGUUGUCCUGUAAGUCAAUGCAUGUUGACAAUUAACAAUUCAUUAGCCCCGCAAGUUGAUGCUGUGCUAUUCAGACAUGUUUACGUCCCUCCGUCUUAUAAAAGACCACGAAAUCAGGUAUUUAUAUUUAUUUACAUAACUAUAAUAAUUGAAAUUAUUUAUAUAAUUUGUAUGGUUAAAUUAAUCAUAAAUUUAAAUUAUGUUUCUUAAAAUUUAUAAGUGCAGUAAAUGACGAUAUUUUUGUAUACUUAGUUACUUAGAUUUACACAACAUUAAUUGUUGUAGAGCAAUUUAAGGAGUAUCCUGUGGUGGUAACAACAUUGGUUUUAUUAAAUAAGAACCUAUAUGUUAUGAUGCAAAUUAUGAAAAUUUGGCUUAUUUAAAUCGAAAUUUGUCUGAGUUAUUCCGCUUUAAAUACUAAAGAUAAUAACAUUUUACCGGGAUUAAAUAAGAAAAAUGAAUUAAUGGAGAAAUAGGUUUUCUCAUCCCUUUCUGUUUGACUACUCCCGAAUUGUACACAAAGUUAAUAAAUUCAUAGACCUAUGAUAUAUAUAACAGUCACUAUUGACAUUCCGAAUUAUAAGAAUUUAGUAGUAGUUUAAAGUUUAUUUAUUACAAUAGCUGUUAGUUUAAUAUUUUAGAUUGUACAAAUUGUUGACUGAUUUAUAUUGUAUUAUUUUAUUUAAGUUAUAGAUUAUAAUACUGUGCUUUUUUUUUUUAAGCAUAUGUAUACUGCAGAUUUAAGAACGAUGAUGUAGUCAAAAUUAAGUGGACUGACUAAGCUUCGAAAUUAUAACUUUUUGACGUUCUGAUAUUCUGCGGAUAUUAUAUGUUAUGUUAAAUAACUCUAUAAUACGUAUAUGUUUUAAGGCAUAUUUGUCGUAAUCUAAUGGUUAUACAUACUAUUAUCGUCAUAGGGGUCCCGUGUUCGAAUCGGGUUUCAAAAAAAAUUGUUUGAAUCUUUUUUCUCUUUUACCUAAACAAGGAAAAAUUUUGUGUGUAUCUAGACACCCAAUCCAUCGCUCACUCGAAUUUUUUUAAUUGCAAAAUAACCCACAAUCUGUUGUGCAAACUUUUCUACCAGAAAUCUUUCUUCGAUGUAUCAAGUGUAGUUUAUUUGCUGAAAGGAAAUUUUAUCUCCAUGAUAAUUUAGGGAGGUGAUUUUUUUAUUUUUCAAGCGGUUUUUAUAAUAUCUGAGAAAAACUUGGAUAAAAUGUCGGAAAACCGGAAAAUGUACGACAUGUAGGUAGGUAUUAGUAAAAAAAAUUAUGGCAUUUUUUUCUGUGUACAACUUUAGUACCAGCAAUUUCACUCAGAUUUAAAAUAAUAGCACUUUUUCUAAAAGGAUUUCUGACUGAGAAGGUACUUCAAGGAGGUCAUUUUUUGACUUUCUUAAGAAUUUUCCCAGAAAAUGUAAAAAAUCGUGAAAACUAUUUGAUCCCCGAGAAAAACGCAGGAAAAACGAGAAAAAUGGGAAAAUCGGUAAAAUUUUAAAAAAAAUAUUAUUAAAGAAAAUAUAUAAUGAUUAUUUAAUUAUUUUAUCAUUACUUCACAUAUAUAUCGUUGACAAAGUAUCGUUAUCGACUGAACUCCGUUCAAAAUUGUAAUUUCGUAAGCAAUAGUUUAUCGUUGCUUACAGGUAUACUUUAAAUUACUUAUAAUAGUGGCUGCACCCGAACCAAUUAUCUUAGGAUAUCUUUUUUUUGUUAUUUUAAUUUUCAAGCUAGAUAUAACCAUUUUUUGGAUGCGUUUUUUUAGAUUUGGAUUAUUGAACAUACUGAACCACCCUUUUUGACAGUGCCUAUAAAUGAUAACGGUGUUUUUAAUUGGACUGCUAACUAUCGUUGGGAUAGUGACAUACCGCGACCUUAUGGGUAUUUUAAAAAAUAUGAACCUGAACAACCAGUGCCAAGUAUUGUCAAAAAUUAUGCAGAAGGUAAAACUAAACUAGUUGCUUGGUUCGUGUCAAAUUGUCAACCCUUUAAUAAACGCAACGAAUAUGCUGCUGAACUUUCAAAACAUAUUACCGUGGAUAUAUAUGGUAGAUGUGGUACUCUUACAUGUUCAAUAAAUGAUACAAGGAAAUGUUUAAACAUGUUGAAUAAGAAUUAUAAAUUUUACUUAGCUUUUGAAAACUCGAAUUGUAAAUAUUAUAUAACGGAAAAAUUGUUCACAACUUCACUUGGGUAAGUUUAAAUUAUUAAUAUAAUAUACUUUCAUACCUAUUUAGAAUAAAUAAACAUUAUAAUAUUGUUAUUACUUAAAGAUAUUAUAAUUAAUUAUUAUUUUAGAUUUUGAGCAUGUGUCAGCAUGUUUUUAGUUUUAUAUCAAUGUGUAAUAUCUGUGUGUAUCGAUAUAUUUUUAAGUAAAUUAAUAGCUUCAUUAAUGUCAUAUGGUUUAUCUGUUUUCUAUCAAAUUAUAUUAAAAUAUUAAACUGAAACAUUUUUAAUUUGAAGGAAUCAAUUUAGGUUUUGAACGUUUAGUUUUAACAGCUCAGUUUGGUUUAAUGCAAACAAUUUUUUUUUAUAAACUUGGGUAUUGUAUGUUGGUCCAAUAGCUCACAGUAUAAUAUAAUCGUUUAAAGGUAUAUUACUUAUAUCAUGUAUUUCUUCCAUUCGUGUGUAUGUCAUUAAACUCUUCUUAAACCGCUGGACCGAUUUUGAUGAAAUUUUUUAUGUGUGUUUGAGUGGGUCUCUGGAUGGUUUGGAUUCAAAAUUGGACCUGAUAGGUUGCGUUGCAAAGGUGUCUGAUCCAGGGUUAUUGGUAUUUCUAGUAUAGCGACAAAAUUAUUUUUGUUGAUUUAUGGGUUACCUUGGUGAUACAAAUUCAAAUUGAAAAACAAAAAAAUAGUAAGUUGUUGUAAGUUGUAAGUUGUAAGUUGUAAGUUGUAAGUUGUUAUAAAAUUGAAGUGUCUAUCUAAUAUAAAAUGAAUUAAUAAAGAUCCACCAGAGGGUGUUACGAGAGUGAUACAGUACGCGCUUUAUAGAGUAUGACCCACACUUGAAGUCAAAGCAAAUCUGUCACUAUGUUUCAGUAAUAGCAAAUCACCAUGUAUCUUAUAUAUAAAAUUCUCGUGUCUCGUUUAUGGUCGCCCUCCAAACGGUAUGACCGAUUUUGACGAAUUUUUUGUUUGUUUAUUUGGUAGGUAUGAGAAUAGGUCGUAAAUUAUUUUUAACCCUCCCAACCCCAUCCGCCAUUUUUUAAUCGUGAUUUUAGUAUUUUAAUUCGAUAUUUAGGUAUUAUUAAAUCAUUUAUUUUUAUGGAUUACCUUAGUUACACGGAAAAAAAUGUAAAAGUUUGGUCAAAAUGUAUUUGUGGUAAUUAAUAUAGAUAAAUAUAAUUCUAUAGACCACAUUGUUUUAUGCAAUAAAAUGCAAUAUUAUAAACUGUCUUCACGUAAUUUCAUCAAUAAGACAGUAAGUACAACAAUUUUGUCUAUUUGUGUAUGUGUUACAAUAAACAAUGACAGCAAGACGCAAGGAGGCCCAUUUGGGCCGUCGAAUGAAUAAAACAACACACAUGCGAAAUAGUAGAGCAGAAGAAAGAACAGACAAUUAAAUCCAAUAAGAUAACGGAAAUGUGCAUAUGAGCAUGUCGUAAUUACGUGUAUCUUGAUCACAAGAUGCACGAGCCGAACGCAAUGAACAACGACGUUUGGAGCAAAGGCAAGCGCGCCGUUUCUUAGAAAACACACGCAGUGCAAAUGACCGAUAACGCCGACAUCGAACAUUUAUAUCUGAUUCGUUCCUUCGUCUGGUAUUCAAGUAUGAGCCAGAUAUUGAAUAUUACGCUCAUUCGAAAGUGACGAUUGGUGCUAUAGACCAGGAAAGUCCCCAUUGUCAUGCGCUUAAAUUCAAAAAUGAGCCAGCCGGGAUAUGUUACGCGCCACUAAAAGUGCAACUACCAGUAAUAGAAACACCACCAGAACCGUUGAACGGCUUGCUCAUCGGCACAAAUCCAAAUUCAAACUUAUUCCUGAAGUCCAUUCGCACAUUCAAUUCAUGCUUUCAAAUGACAUCGUUUGGAGUAAUACAAAUAGUCAAAAAUAAUGCGCCAAAUGGUCGACAAUUCAAUUCAACAUUUAAAAUCAAAGGUCAAGGGUAUCACAAAGUGGGCUUAAUGUUGCCAAUGGCGGAUAAACCACGUACAUUUUUACACAUUUAUUUCAUGGGCGGAGAGGACAAAGAAAGCGCAAUUAUAAAUCGCUUAGAUGCAUGUUGCGGAUACUAUAAUCUCAAUUCACAUAGUGCCAGGCGCAUCAUUGGCGAGUUGGACGAACUAUUGAAUGAGUACAAUGUAUUAUUGAGAUUCUUCAAAUCACACAUGCAUGAAUUACAAACUGACAACCACGCUAUUGUUAUCAAUCCCGACAAAAAACCAGCUUAAGAGCACGUGCGUAGAUUCAAUGCAUCUGUUGUUGACGACGUUGCUGGAAUCAUGGUUGGCGACCGUACAGCUGCGCGAGAAAUCGCGAUUCGAAGAAGAAAUAAUAAUCUUGAGUUCAUUACAAACACACAUCGUUCAUACGACACUUUCCAAUAUCCGCUAAUUUUCUUGGAGGGGUUUAACGGAUAUUGCAUAAACAUUAAACAACGAGAUCCCGUAACAAGUACUUCAUUCAUUAUGAACAUUAUUACUCAUAUUACUAUACAUAUGCACACGGACUAUUAUACCGAUAAUAUACGGAAGUACAAUUCUGCCUUUCAUGAAGAAAUGUUAUAGUAGAAAACUAUUAGUUUAUCUAAUACUAUUCCAUCUAUUUGUUUUUAUUUGUUAUUAUUCAUUACUGACAUGGUCAAAACCAAAAAGAGUUAUGGGUCAAAAAUGACACGGGUAACGCUGGGUGGGACACUUAGUAAUAUAUAAAAGCGAAAAUGGAAAUCGUUGUUACUGGUUGGUUUCGAAACUACUCAUCCAAUUGGCAUGUAGUUUGUUUUUAAAUGAAAAAGUAUUUUGUGGAGAAGCUAUUAAGUUAUUAAAAAUAUCAAUCGGACCAGUUCAAGAAGUAGACCUGACCUGCAGUAGUUAGGGCUGGAUAAAAAAAUAAUAACUUAUCGGGUAUUUAUCAAUGUUGAGCAACCAUAUAACCAAUUUAUAUGAGUUUGAAAAUGAAAAUGAAAGUAUGUAUUUUUUAAAAACUAACUACAGUGAUAGUGAUGAGGAUAGAGCCAGAAAAUCCAGGGGAAAUCAUUUUUAUUACACAUUUAUUUGGGCGGGACAACUAGUAUUAAUAUAUUUUAGGUUCUUAGUGGAACGAAGAAACGUAUGGUUUUUCAAAGAUGUUUAUUUUUAGAUUCUAAGUUGAACGAAGAAAAUUAUGAUUUUACAAAGAUAUUUAUUUUUUUUUUUUUGAUAUAUAUAUGUGUGCAACUUUUUUACCAAAAGACUUGCUCGGAUUUCUACGUGUUGCACCUUUUCUGAAAGUAAAUCGGAGUGGGAGAUACUUUAGGAGGUCAUUUUUUGAUUUUCUAACAAGUUUUUUUAUCAAAUUUAAAAAAUCAAAAAAAAAACGGAGGAAAAACGGGAAAAUGUAAGAAAUGUAGGUAUUAGUUCAAAUAUAUUACGGCCUUCUUUUUUCCUGUGAACAACUUUUUUACCAGAAAUUUUUCUGAAAGGAAAUUUGACUGGAAAGAUACUCCAAGGAGGUAAUUUUUUGAUUCUCAUAGGACUUUUUUCAGCAAAUAUAAAGGUUCAGAAAAAAAUAUGGGAAAAACGGGAAAAUUAGUAUAUUAAACAAAUAUUAUUAAAGAAAAUAUUAAAAACCUAUUUAAUUAUUUAACUACAAUAUGAUAUACAUAUUGUUGACAAAGCAUUACUGUAUCAACUGAACUCCGUUCAGAAUCGUUUUUUUCGUAAGCAAUGGUUUAUCGUUGCUCACAGGUAUAGAUUUAAUUACCUAUAACAGAGGCUGAAUCUAUCCCCAUUAUCCUAGGAUGUCUUUUUUUGUUGAUUCUGAGCUUAAUGAAGGAUCAAUUGAUUAUACUGUGGUAUUACCUGUCUCUAAUCAUCUUUUCGACCAAAGUAUAUAAUAUAUCAUAAAUGUAUUUGUUGCAUUUUGGAUUGUUUUCAAAGCAGUUUUCAUAAUAAUUGAGAAAAACCGGAAACUAAAUUUACAAAAUUAUAAUAACUGAUAAAUAUUUAUGACAUCCCGUCGCGUUAACGAUUUCAACACUUAAUUUUUACGCUUUUUGUUUUCCACCAGAAAUCUCGCUCUUAUAAAAAAAAAAAAAAAACCAAGAGAUAAUUUUUGUUUGAUUUUGGAUCUAGUUGCUAGGAAGUAAGUUUUUUUUUUAUUUACCAUGCAAUUGUAAUCAUGAUUGAAAAAUUACCCUGAGAAAAACGUAGGUGGAACGGAAAAGUUUACCGAAAUUAUAUGAUUUAAUUAUUUUAAAUUUGGCCUUUUUUUUGUAACUUAGUUAAAAAUAUACGUAGAGGCUUGAUAUUCUGACAAAAUAUGUAUGUUUGCCUUUUCUAGACAUCAGAAAGCUGUUAAAAGAUUUUGGAAAUUUUUAUAAUAUUUAUAGUCGUUUUAUAUUUGUGUGUUUUUUUUAUAGAUUUUAUUUAGCAAGUACCUGCUAAAUAACCGCAUUUCAAAAUUAGUUUAAUCGAACUUUGUUCAGGAUUGUUUUUAGCAAUGGUUUAUCAUUUCUUACAAAUAUAAAUUGAAUUACCUUAUGUAUCUUACAUUUCCAACUUUCAGCCAAUAACAGUGCUACAGUAUCAGGAGUAUUAGCUCUUUUCGAUUCAUCCAUUGACACUCACGUAGCGAGUGAAGGUGUUCAUUGGGUAUUCAAUCCCUCUUCCCUCUUCUGACACAAUUAAGGCUUCUAAUCAAAAAAUCUGACUAUUGGUAAUCGGUGAUAAAAUCUAUUUUUGGACCCUCUUCCGAAACAAAAGUCCUUGUUACGUGCCUGUAAAUUGAAUCAUAUUACAAACGAUUAAUUUUUAAACAUUUUUAAUUAUUUACAGUCGUAAUUUGUUGCCAAUUGUCAUGGGCGCAUCUCGGAUGGAAUAUGAAUUAGUUGCGCCUAACCAUUCGUUCAUACACGUUGAUGAUUUUAAAUCUGCAGAAGAUUUAGCUAUGUAUUUACACAAAUUGGACAAAAAUGAUGAGUUAUACAAUGAAUAUUUUAAAUGGAAAGAUACCGGUACAAUCGUUAUAUAUAACAAAUUGUAUUGUCGGAUUUGUGCAAUGCUUCACGAUAAAGAUCAUCCACCAAAGCACUAUACCAAUCUCUCGAAAUGGUGGAGUGGUCCUGAUGUUUGUCAUCCAUAAAAACAGUAUAAUUUGAACUGUGGACUAUUUCAUAUUAUUUUAGAUACAAUUAUGGAUUUAAUUUUUGUAUUUAUACUCGUAAUUGUAUUUUACUGAUCAUCAAAGUUAGGUUAGGUUAGGUUAGGUUAGGUUUUACUUAGUUAUAGCUACACAAACAAAAUUUGUUAUUAAUUAUUAUAUUUUCAUUUGUUUGGUAGAAUAUAGAAAUAUUUGAAAUUAUAAAGAAAUAUAC